Molecule: messenger RNA, 510 nt
Organism: Mesorhabditis belari
Lineage: Eukaryota; Metazoa; Nematoda; Chromadorea; Rhabditida; Rhabditidae
Source: the annotation of a GenBank genome assembly
AUGUCGAAUCGACCAUCAAUAGAAUUGCCGGCGUCGACGAAGAGAGACAGCUUGAUGCCCGGGGGAAAUGAUCAACCAAGAAAGGGAUCUUUUUUGGGACCAAAGGCAUCAUUCUCCGAGGAUGGGAAAGGUCAACUGAAAACUUUACUCCAAAGUCGACCACCAUGCAAGACGAGAGCCAUGAAUCCAUUGGGACAGCUUGUUUUGUGCAUUUUCGGAUGCGCCGUUUCGUUGGCGAUUUGUCUUUGGUUAGCCUUCUUUUCAGGCGAGCACUUAUUCUGGAAGCGAUUGCUUUUCUCGUCUGGUGCCGCCGUUUGCUCGUUGAUGUUCGCCCUGUUGGCCUACACAAGCAAACGUCGAAUCGAUAAUCCCCCGGAGCCAGAGCCGCUUCCCGAUUUGUCACAGAGACGAUCGACAAUCGGUGGAAGGAGUAGCAAGAAAUCGAUAGCCCAGCCAUCAACCUCUGAUCAUCCAGCACCCACGCAGGUUCUAAUCGUCAACAACAAGGAC